Parasteatoda tepidariorum (common house spider) is the source of this 894-nucleotide messenger RNA. RefSeq names its product NPC intracellular cholesterol transporter 1. Gene Ontology annotation, molecular function: cholesterol binding. Gene Ontology annotation, cellular component: plasma membrane. Lineage: Eukaryota; Metazoa; Arthropoda; Arachnida; Araneae; Theridiidae. Gene Ontology annotation, biological process: cholesterol homeostasis; intestinal cholesterol absorption; sterol transport. The record is from RefSeq and is a predicted model, not a curated record.
GAUGGUUAUCUUGCUAGAUAAACAGCUGACGGAAGAAACUUCAAAAUAUAUUGCAUGUAACAAAUUGAUUUAAGUUAAAAAGGAUUCUCUCUUAAUUCUUUUCAAACGCUUCAAAGACUGUGAAUAAAUUCUCUGAAAGAAAUACAAAAGGGAGAAAGAGUGAAACAACAUGUAUUCAAUUCUUGCUAUCCUGUUUAUAUCAGUCCAUUUAUUACAUGCCAGUGAAGAUGGUCGCUGCGUUAUGAGAGGGGAAUGUGGAAUAGAUGAUUUAACCUUUCUUCCAAAGCCUUGCGUCUACAAUGGUUCUCCAACUGCUAUAAAAACAGAAGAAUCAACAAAAUUCUUAAAAGAAGUUUGCCCAGGCAUUAAUCCAGAUUCCGUAUGUUGCGAUGAUUCACAAGUUGCAAGUUUUGAAGCACAGUUCAGUUCUCUUUCGGCAUUAUUCAGGAGGUGUCCUGCUUGCAUUCACAACUUAGCUAAUGUUUUUUGUCAAAUGAUUUGUUCUCCGACUCAGAGUCGAUUCUUGACGGUAACGGAUUCCGCAGGCUCAGGAUUAAAUACAACAGUGAAUUCCAUCGAUUACUCUAUCACAGAAUGUUAUGCCAAUGGACUUUUUAAUUCUUGCAAGAAUGUUCAAAUUGCGGUAGGUCCGCAAAGAGUUAUCGAGAUUGCAUGUGGAGCUCAUGGAAAAGACUGUUCUCCUUUCAGGUGGCUUGAGUAUAUGGGAACUCACGAUCCCUCACCCUUUCAGAUCAACUUUAAAUACAAUGAUUAUGGCAUGGGUAAUGCAUUAAUUCCUUGUGAUAAACCAUCUUUCUUUGGACAAGCAUGUUCCAAAGAAGAUUGCCCAAGAGGUGAUGACUAUGACUAAAAAUUAAAUACCUAAAACCUGAA